This is a messenger RNA of Kwoniella botswanensis, 609 nucleotides long. RefSeq lists its product as uncharacterized. The transcript has a single exon. The record is from RefSeq and is a predicted model, not a curated record. Bases 1 to 609 code for a protein of 202 amino acids. NCBI's taxonomy places the organism in Eukaryota, Fungi, Basidiomycota, Tremellomycetes, Tremellales, Cryptococcaceae.
AUGGGAUUGGGUACACCGAAAACGAUAUUACUCAAAUCAAGUGAUGAAGAUCUUUUCGAAUUGCUAAAUCUAGUGUCGCCAACUAUCACAAACUUAAACAUCUGGAUAAACAUAACUCAUGAGAACACUCAGAUAUGUCUACGGGAGGUUUUGUUCAAGAUACCAUGGAAGAAACUCAGAUGUUUGAGGAUAUUCAAUCUCUGCGUGAGAAGGUACGCUGCCUCUGAUGGAGAUCACCAACAAAUCGAGGCGGAGGACGAUCCAGGUAAAUCAUUCGAUCCCGAAGAGUUAGGCGAUCCGUAUCACUCAGGAGAAUUCCAAAUGUUUAGUGAAUUCAACUUACAGAUCCUCUACCCACCGGAUAUGAGUGAAAAUCAAUUCGAACGUCAAAUUCAAUUAGACCUGGGACACCUCUCAUCGUUGGCUAGAUCCAUGGUGAAGAUACUAGGUUUGUUUACCUCGGCUGGAUUGACGAUAGGGUACAAGUCAGAGACAAUGGAUGAUAUAGUCAAGUCAAACAUGUACUCCAGAAAGAUGAAUGAUGGAUUGUGGAAUGAGAUGAGUGUUAUUAGGAAGAAACACUGGGAUAAGAAGAAAAGACAACCAUGA